This is a messenger RNA of Drosophila willistoni, 4365 nucleotides long. It is a transcript of the gene Pi3K92E, whose product is annotated as phosphatidylinositol 4,5-bisphosphate 3-kinase catalytic subunit delta isoform. Gene Ontology annotation, biological process: phosphatidylinositol-3-phosphate biosynthetic process; phosphatidylinositol-mediated signaling; cell migration. Gene Ontology annotation, cellular component: cytoplasm; phosphatidylinositol 3-kinase complex; plasma membrane. Bases 313 to 3654 code for a protein of 1113 amino acids. NCBI's taxonomy places the organism in Eukaryota, Metazoa, Arthropoda, Insecta, Diptera, Drosophilidae. The record is from RefSeq and is a predicted model, not a curated record. The transcript has 8 exons. Gene Ontology annotation, molecular function: 1-phosphatidylinositol-3-kinase activity; 1-phosphatidylinositol-4-phosphate 3-kinase activity.
UCGAACCGAUACUCAUCCCAAACAGCCAAAAUAUUCGAAAUCUGUAAAUAAAUAAUUAAUUUUUUGUGCGUUUUUGUGAUCAGUUUUGAGUGCAUUGUGUUAGAAAUUGAUUUUGAAAACAAUUGUGUAAUGUCCUGGCAUGGGCGUUAGUCGAUGCCGGUGCUGAUGAAAAGCAAGUUUAACGGGAGAGUGAGUGAGCGAGAGAGAGAGAAAGAGAUAUCUGUUGAUUUAAAUGGAAAACAACCAGACAACCAUCAACAAUAAUACCAAUAACAACAACAACAACAACUGAGAUUGAAAUCAGCUUUGACCAUGAAUCAUGCUGCUGUCCCUUUGCCGGCCAGUUCGGUCUCGGACAUGCGUAACAUGCAGCAGGCAGCUGGCUAUAACAAUAGUCCCCAACAAUAUAGUGGAAUGAUGAUGUAUUCCCCACAUGUCCUUCUCCAACCACUCGAAUCCGGCAAUACACGUUUCUCGAUUGGUCUAUGGAAGAAUGAUCCACCAGACAUAGUGGAACUCAUAUGCUUUCUGCCCAACGGCAUUACCAUCAUACUAGAUGCCAGUUCACAGUCCACGAUACGAGACAUCAAAGCGGAAAUAGUCCGCCAAGGCAAACAAGGAAUAAUGGGCUAUCUGAUAAAGGAUGCCUGUGACUAUCAGUUAUAUGGUAUCUCCAAUUUCAAUAUCGAUCCGUUUACGGAUGAGACAAAACGUCUGUGCGAAGUCCAGCCAUAUUUUGGUAUACUGAAUUUGGGUGCACGCACAGAUGCCACCCAUUUCUCCAGCGACUAUGAACUGACCAAAAUGGUCAACAAUAUGAUUGGCAAGACCUUUGACCAGCAUAGCACGCAACAUGCCAGUCCCGAAAUCGAUGAGUUUCGACGUAAAAUGACCACAGUCUGCGAAACCAUUGAGCUGGAACGAUCCCAAUACACAUGGCAUCAUCGCCUGCUCUAUGAGCAUCCAUUAAGACUGGCUGCAUCUAGAGAAAUGCCCGAACUCAUUCGUCAGCGUCAUCCAGCCCAUCAUUUUCUGAUUGUGGUCAAGAAUGAGAAUGACCAUAGCACGUUCACUUUGUCCGUGAUGGAACAGGACACGCCAUUAUCCUUGAUCGAGAGCACGUUGCAAAAAAUGAAUCGAUCACAGAUGAAGAUCAACGAUCGGGUCACAGACUAUGUAUUAAAAGUCAGCGGACGGGAUGAAUAUCUGUUUGGCGAUCAUCCGCUGAUACAGUUCCUAUAUAUCCAAGAGAUGCUCUCCGAAUCGGCGGUGCCCAAUGUAGUGUUACAAUUGGUAAUACGUCUGGAUUCGUAUAUUAAUCACCACAAUGAGCGAAACAUGGGUCUGAAGCUGCCCCAAAAGAAAGAGCGACCACCGCAGCCAGUGGUCAAACUACGGACCACAUCUCUGUACGAUUUGGGCAACUAUUUUCAAUUGACACUGCACAGCAUUAGCAAUGUAAAUUACGAUCGGACGCGAGCCUUUAAGGUGGGUCUCCAUGUGGGCCUCUUCCAUGGCGAGCAUAAGCUUUGCUCUCAACGCUCCCUGGAUGCUCCCAACGAUGGAGCCAAGAUCUUCCAGUUCAAUGACCAGGUUAUUGACUUUGACAUACAAAUGCGUAAUCUGCCACGCAUGACACGCCUGUGCAUCGUAAUCUAUGAAGUGAGCAAAAUGUCCCGUUCAAAGAAGUCCUCGAACAACAAGGAUAGCUCGCUCAAGGAUGUGUCCUAUAAUAAAAAUCCUUUGGCCUGGGUGAACACAACAAUUUUUGACUUCAAAGACCAUUUGCGGAUGGGCCGCCAAACUCUGUACACAUGGACCUACGCAGAUGAUAUACAAUCAGAUGAGGUAUUCCAUCCACUUGGCACUGUCGAGCCAAAUCCGCGUGCCGAGGAAUGCGCCCUGGUGGAUAUCACAUUCCAUAGCAGCUGGGCAGAGGCGGUUACCUAUCCAACCGAAAGUGCAGUCUCACAGUAUGCGGAAGAGAGGGCGCGGGCACAUCAUCGGGAUAGACAAAUGUCCGAGAAUCAACCACCGCUUAGAGAUCUAAGAGAAUUACUGUCUAGUUAUACGGGUUUGGACAAAAUAUAUGAGAUGGUAGAUCAGGAUCGCAAUGCCAUAUGGGAAAGGAGAUACGAUAUUGUACGCGAAUAUCCGGAAGAACUGUCCAUAUUGUUACAUUGCGUCUGCUGGAACGAACGCGAUGAUGUGGCCGAUAUAUGGUAUCUUUUAAGUCGCUGGCCACUAAUAUCUAUUGAACGCUCGCUGGAGCUACUCGACUAUGCCUAUCCUGAUCCAGCUGUCCGUCGAUUUGCCAUCAAGUGUCUGCACUAUCUAAAGGAUGAAGAGCUGCUUUUGUAUCUGCUACAAUUGGUGCAAGCUAUCAAACACGAAUCGUAUCUGGAAAGCGAUCUGGUUGUGUUUCUGUUAGAGCGAGCUCUACGGAAUCAGCGCAUUGGGCAUUAUUUCUUUUGGCAUUUACGUUCCGAAAUGCAAACACCAUCCAUGCAGACACGUUUCGGCCUUUUGCUAGAAGUCUAUUUGAAAGGAUGCAAGCAACAUGUGGCACCGUUGCGGAAGCAGCUUCAAGUGUUGGAGAAACUGAAGCAGGGAUCUGUGAUAGCUAAAAAGGGUAGCAAGGAAAAAGUGCGACAUAUGCUGCAGGAGUUCCUACAGGAUCAGCACAGUCGGGGUGUCUUCCAGAACAUUCAGAAUCCGUUAAAUCCAAGCUUUAGGUGUAGUGGAGUCACACCCGACAAAUGCAAAGUGAUGGAUAGCAAAAUGCGACCUUUAUGGGUAGUUUUCGAGAAUGCCGAUCAGACAUCGAGCGAUGUUUACAUUAUAUUUAAGAAUGGCGAUGAUCUGCGGCAGGAUAUGCUGACCCUACAAAUGCUACGCGUCAUGGAUCAGUUAUGGAAACGUGAAGGCAUGGAUUUCCGCAUGAACAUUUACAAUUGCAUCAGUAUGGAACAGAGAUUAGGCAUGAUUGAGGUGGUGCGCCAUGCCGAGACUAUUGCAAACAUACAAAAGGAAAAGGGCAUGUUCUCGGCCACAUCGCCGUUUAAAAAGGGAUCCCUUUUCAGUUGGCUUAAAGAGCACAACAAGCCCUCCGAUAAGCUGAACAAGGCUAUAAAUGAGUUUACCCUAAGUUGUGCCGGUUACUGUGUAGCCACUUAUGUCCUGGGUGUUGCCGAUCGACACUCAGAUAACAUAAUGGUCAAGCGUAAUGGACAGCUCUUUCACAUCGACUUUGGCCACAUUUUGGGCCACUUCAAAGAGAAGUUUGGCGUACGACGCGAACGUGUUCCAUUUGUGCUAACCCAUGACUUUGUUUAUGUUAUCAACAAAGGUUGCAACGAUCGCGAGGCAAAGGAAUUUUGUCACUUUCAAGAAUUGUGCGAACGCGCAUUUUUAGUUUUACGAAAACACGGCUGCCUUAUUUUAUCGCUGUUCUCAAUGAUGAUUUCAACGGGACUGCCGGAACUGUCCUCCGAAAAGGACUUGAACUAUCUACGUGAAACAUUGGUACUGGACUAUACGGAGGAAAAAGCACGCGAACAUUUUCGACAAAAAUUUAGUGAAGCUUUGGCCAACUCCUGGAAGACUUCCCUAAAUUGGGCCUCGCACAAUUUCUCCAAAAACAAUAAACAGUAAACAGCAAGAACAACAACAACAACAACAGCAAGGAUCAUAGUUACAACUCUCUCUCAUACACACACACACACACUCACACACAUACACAUAACACAAACGCACACACGACACAAGCAUGUAAAUGUGUUUGUGGGUUAAUCGAACUCUUUUUUUUUUCUCCGACUCCAUUUAUGUGCUUCAUCUUGAGGUGUAGUAAAAAUGUUUUUAUAUACAACUCAAAAAACCAAGUUCAAAUCUAUGUGUUCACUAUGUUAGGCUAAAAUACACAUAAACACACACACACUCACACACACACACACACACCCCAUGCACCAACGCAUAUUUACCUUUAUAGAUAUAAACAUUGCAUAUUUACGCCAGCCAAUAUCCUAUUAACAAAAACAAAAAAACAAUAUAUUUGUAUAUUAGGCAUUUGUGAAUUCAUCAUCAAUCCGUUUUCUUUCAGACAUUUUUUUUGUUUUCGUCAGUGUCAUUUAUUUUGUACAUUCUUAAUAUUUGCCUGUUCCUCCAAUUUAGUUAGUUAUGUUGUAUUUAGAUCUUUCUAUCGUUUUUGUUGUUUAAACAGAGCCAAUCAACACACACACAUAAGGUGUGUGGGAGUGUUACACAUAAACACAAACACAUACACACACAUAUAAUUGAAUCCUAUACUUGUUUAAGCUCAAACAUUUUUUGUGUUUGUCUAAGUUAAAAAUUAUCUUUAUUUUUGUA